Messenger RNA from Trematomus bernacchii (emerald rockcod), 4457 nucleotides. It is a transcript of the gene arhgap12b, whose product is annotated as Rho GTPase activating protein 12b. Gene Ontology annotation, cellular component: cytoplasm. Lineage: Eukaryota; Metazoa; Chordata; Actinopteri; Perciformes; Nototheniidae. Bases 285 to 3008 code for a protein of 907 amino acids. The transcript is spliced from 20 exons. The record is from RefSeq and is a predicted model, not a curated record. Gene Ontology annotation, molecular function: protein binding. Gene Ontology annotation, biological process: regulation of GTPase activity; signal transduction.
UGUGUGUUGUGUUGACGCAGUACGCUUUACUGCCUGAAGAGAGGCGGGGGAUUGCGAACAGACCGACUGACUGGAGGUCUGCUGCGGACUUAAUCGGAGAAGCACACACUGAAUUGGGGAGAAAAAGUUGCUUCUAACUACCCAUACGGCCGACACAGAACACAGAGAGUCACCCCUGGAGUUUCUAAAGCCCAGCAGUUCCCCACAAGUCGGACAUGAGGUGCCCUCCAGGCCUGGGUCGCUGAGCAGCUGAGGUCAAGGUUCAAGUGCUUGUUCCGGCAGUCAUGGCUGACAAGGACGGGCCGCCCAUCGCCUCGGGCCAGGUCUACAUCGAGGUGGAGUACGACUAUGAGUACAAGGCCAAAGACAAGAUGGUGGCCAUCCGCCAGGGGGAGUGCUACAUGCUGGUGAAGAAGACUAAUGAGGACUGGUGGCAGGUGAGGAAGGAGGAGGGCGCAAAGGCGUUUUAUGUGCCGGCGCAGUACGUCAGGGAGGUGCGCCGGGCGCUCAUGCCCCCUCAGAAGCCCACCUUAAGGGCCAAGCCCACCGUUUUGGAUAUCCGCCGGGCAUCCGAUGAAAACCUCAACCGACCCCAACCGGAAAUGUCCAGCUUUGGGCGUCCGUCGCCUUCCUCCACCCCCUCGCCGUCCUCGGAUCGUGUCUCCCCGCCGGCUCUGUCCAAGGAUGUUAACCAGAACCUGGGGAGUCCCCAUCACUGCAAGAUGGUAGCUGAACUGGUGCUACUUCACAACAACAACAACCACCACCACGCUAAUAAUUCAACGUUGCCAAGGACACGGGCAGACUCGCCUCCGCUCAAAGUAGGGAACAACCACAACAAAAGUCCAGAUAGUGACAAGACCUCCCCUCUGAGCAACCCGCCAGGAGAUCGGCUGAACAAGCUCCACAACGACUCGGAGUCUGGGGAUGAGCUGAGCAGCAGCUCCACAGAACUCAUGCAGACAACGUCCCCUACAGGUCAGGGCCGCUCCGACUCGCCGGUCUACACCAACCUCCAGGAGCUGAAGAUCUCUCAGUCCAGCCUGCCGCCCAUCCCCUCCAGCUCCCCUCUCCACAUCCUGGGCGACUGGGAGACCCACAAAGACCUGAGCGGCAGGCACUUCUACUACAACCGAGGCUCCGGAGAGAGGACCUGGAAGCCCCCCCGCACCAGGGACACCAGCGGCAGCACCAGCAGCUUCAGGGGAGACAGCCAGGGCACAGCGGAGAGCGAGCCGCUGUCCUCAGAGGAAAACUGUCACAGCACCCACUCCAGUCAGUCUGACAGCCAGUACGGGUCCCCCCCCAGAGGCUGGUCUGAGGAGCUGGAUGAGCAUGGACACACUCUCUACAUCUCUGAACACACACAGGAGAAGUGGAUAAAACAUGUGGAUGAACAAGGCCGGCCCUACUACUACAGCGCUGAUGGAUCCAGGUCAGAAUGGGAACUGCCCAAGUACAACAUGUCCCCUCUGUCCGGGGAGGUUCCCAAGAGUCGCAGUCUGGAGAGGAAGCAGCAGGACCCCAUCGUCCUCACCAAGUGGAGACACAGCACCUACGUCUUAGACCUCAACGACAAGUUCUCUUUCAAACUGUGGCGGUUUUCAUCCGACAAGAGGAGAUUUCGCCUCUCUCUUUACCGUGACAAAGAGUGUGCUCCGGCGCCCAAGCAGAGCCCCCCCGACUCUGACUCCUGCCCCUCAUCUCCUAAGCAUCCCUCGACCCCCUCGGAGAAAUGCGGAGUUCUCAAUGUCACCAAAAUCACGGAGAAUGGAAAGAAAGUCAGGAAGAACUGGACCUCCUCGUGGACAGUGCUGCAGGGGUACUCUCUCCUCUUUGCAAAGGGUCAGGGGGGCAGCACCAGCUGGUCUUACUACCGCAGCGGCUCCAUCCCUGAGCUGCUCCUCACUCUCCUUAGCAACUGGAAGCGCUCAGUGAAGCCCCGCCCUGCUGUCUCCUAUGUGAACUGUAGGCCUGUGCAGGCUGCCGCUUUUGGGGGCAACCAGUCCAAGCCGGAGUUCACUGUGGAUCUGCGGGGGGGGUCGGUGGACUGGGCCUCUAAGGACAAGUCGAGCAAGAAACACGUCAUUGAGCUGAAGACUAGACAAGGAACAGAGCUGCUGAUCCAGUCAGAGAUCGACAGCGUAAUCAACGACUGGUACCGGGCCCUCACAGAGACCAUCAACACACACGCCUGGGAGUCAGAUGAGGCCAUUGAGGAGGACAUGCCUGAGUCCCCAGGAGCUGAGAAGCAGGACAAGGAGAAAGACCACCGGGACUCCAAGAAGAACAGAGUGAUGAAGACCUCUGUGAGUAUGGACUCAUCAGACCAGAAGAAAACCAGGUUGAAGCUCAAGAAGUUCCUGACGCGUCGACCCACAUAUCAGGCUGUACGAGACAAGGGAUACAUCAAAGAUCAGGUGUUUGGCUGCAGUCUGACCAGUCUGUGCCAGAGGGAGAACACAUCGGUACCCAACUUUGUCACCAUGUGCAUCGACCAUGUGGAGAACACAGGUCUCAGUAUUGACGGCUUAUACAGAGUGAGCGGGAACCUGGCAGUGAUCCAGAAGCUGCGCUUUGCUGUGAAUCAUGAUGAGACAUUGGAUCUGAAUGACAGUAAGUGGGAGGACAUCCACGUCUGCACCGGAGCUCUGAAGAUGUUCUUCAGGGAGCUUCCCGAGCCGCUCUUCACGUACGGGUCCUUCGAAGACUUUGUGGAGGCCAUCAAAUCCUCAGACUACAACCAGCGAGUGAACUCAAUCAAAGACUUGAUAAAUAAGUUGCCAAAACCCAACCACGACACAAUGCAAGGCCUCUUCGAACACCUGCGGAGGGUAAUUGAUCACGGGGAGGCCAACCGCAUGACCACCCAGAGCGUGGCCAUCGUGUUCGGACCCACGCUGCUCCGGCCCGAGACCGAGACGGGCAACAUCGCGGUCCACAUGGUGUACCAGAACCAGAUAGUGGAGCUCAUACUGCUCGAGUACGAAAGCAUCUUCGGCAGGUAGAGGCACUCAGAAUACGUGCCGGGGGCUUUUUUCAAAUCACGGACUUCUUUUUCCUUCCCCCCCCCUUCUUUCUUUGACUGAACUGAACAUUGCUGUGGACCAAGCAGUUGGGAGAGAAAAAAAAUGACCUCCAUGGACAGGACAGUUUUUCAAAAGUGUUGCACUUACAGAAGUUUUGGAGAUAGAUUAAAAAAUAAAAGGUGUACAGAUUUCACCUGCUUCUUCGCAGGCCGGACAAUGGACAGUGUUUGGAAGUGAUGACGUCCGUGUCAUUGUGGUGGAUUUCAGUAUUCAGGUGUUUUCACAUACACUGGAUCCCUGUGGCCAGUAUUUCAAACGGGGGGGGGGGGGGGGACCCUUCGCCUUCUGGUGGAGCCGACCAGACUUUGGCACACCGCGGGGGGGACGCGUGGCAUUAUUAGCCAAACCUCAUCACCUCGGAAUGAGCUGAAUCUGAACUGGAUAGGUUUUUUUGUUUUUGUCUGUGUCGUGGAGCUUCGUCUGUGAUGUACAAACCAUGUGUGGUUUUGGAUCAGGUGGUAAAAAAAUAAUCAGUGUUAUGUUAACGGACUGUCUUUUUUGGCACUUGGAUGAACUGGAGUUACAGAUCGUGUCCCCAACUUACCUUAAUGACACCGUCACGCCCUGUCCCUCACCCCCCCCCCCCCCCCCCCCCCCCCCCCCCCCCCUUUUCAGCCAGUGUAAACCAUUAACCCUGUGACUUGCGCGUCCUGUUACUUGAAUGAAUGAGGACAAACCCUCCAUCUGUGUGUGUGUGUGUGUGAGUGAGUGAAUUAACCUAAAUGGAAUAAAACCUGAGCAGAAGCAUCCUCGUCUUGCCACUUUGUACAAACUGUGUGUCGUGUAGUCUUACGUGCUUUGGUAAAGUUUCCGUUAAGCUGCCGGCGGUCAUCGUCUGUGCUCCUUUUGUCCUGGUGUUACUGGAAAAAAGUGGAUUUCUGGGGGGAAUGCAAUGUUACCAAUUUUUACAUGAAUUGUCUCUAACUUUCGGCUUGAUGACCCUUCUCUUCACCUAAGCUAAUAUUAAAGAGUAUUCAGAGAAGGGAAAUGGUACUGAGAAUAAGUUGAUGUAGCUCGAUGUAUGGAAGCGUGUGGGUGUUAAAAUGAAAAGAAGAGCCUUUAAAAAAACCUUGCAGAGCAUAUGUACAGCAACAGAAGCUAGUUGUUUAAAAUGUGUUAUAGUGACUGAGGUAUGUAUGCUUUGAUGGUGAACUAGUGAAAGAUUUUGAUUUUGUAAAUUUGAAUUAAAAAAUAUGACUAUACACAGAUUGUGAAAAAAACAAACACAUGAUCGACUGUUAUUUUUUGUUUGAAGGUGUACCUGGAGUGUUUUGCGCAUGGUCAGCUGCACAUUUUGAAUGUAAUUUUCAGGCUAACUGCUGUUUGUGAAACUGCUAUGUCUAAUAAAAAAGACAAACUAAAUGUUCA